GUCAACAGAACAAACAUGAACAGUCUCUUUUCCAGCAGGGAUGCCCAGAUGAAGAGCAUGGAGAAGACAGUGAAACAUACUGAGAAGCACCUGGGUGAGAUCUGCUACCUGCUUGGUUCCUAUACCAGGAAAACGGCCAAGCUCAGAGACAAGGCAGACCUGUUGGUGGCUCAACUCUUUGACUUCUCCAGCACAGAAGAUCCGGAGCUCCAGAUCGGCCUGAAAAACCUGGCAGAAGAUCUAGCCAUGGUUCAGGACUACAGGCAGGCUCAGAUAGAGAGACUGGAGACAAGAGUUGUUGCUCCUCUAAAAGCCUAUGGAGACAUAGUCAAAAACAAACGGGCAGAUCUGAAAACGUUCAACACUGACCUGAACAGAGAACUGAAGGAGAUGCAGAAACUGGAGAAAAUCAGACUGAGGAACCCAGCAGAUCGACAGAGCAUUUCUCAGGCAGAAGUAAAUGCUCAGAAAGCUUCCAACAACGCCCAGCGCAGCAUCAGACAGCUGGAGGAGACCAUCACAGACUUCCAGAGACAGAAACUAGAGGAUAUCAAAAGGAUUUUCACAGAUUUCAUCACAGUGGAGAUGCUCUUCCAUGCUAAAGCACUGGAGGUCUAUACGCACACAUAUCACAACCUGGAAGAGAUGAAUAUUCAAAAGGAUCUGGAGCUAUUUAGUGGACGGCUCAAGAUGUCUGAUGCUCUGGCUGGGCAUCUGGAUAACCCUCUGAGCAGUCACUCUUCUCCCCUCAUGAGCCACUAUCCAAGUCCUCUUGUGGCCACCCCCAAAGGCCAAAGCCUCAGGCCAAUGCUGGCUCCUACCAUAGGCCAAAACAACAGACAGCAACACAGCCAGUUCCCACAAAAAGCCAGUAAGUCUCGCGGCACCUUACAACGCCAGAGAGGCAUGGAGGAGGAGGAACCGGAGGAGGAAGUAGAGGAUGAAGAUGAAGAAGAAGAGGAAGAACAGGAGAUGUAUGAAUCAGAGAUAGAGGAGGGUCAGCGCAUCAGCAGACAGUCGUAUGCUGCUCAAUAUGCUCAGAUGCACAGAUGGAAAAAGUAA
Toxotes jaculatrix (banded archerfish) is the source of this 1062-nucleotide messenger RNA. RefSeq names its product CBY1-interacting BAR domain-containing protein 2-like. Gene Ontology annotation, biological process: cilium assembly. Gene Ontology annotation, cellular component: ciliary basal body; ciliary transition zone. The transcript has 9 exons. Lineage: Eukaryota; Metazoa; Chordata; Actinopteri; Toxotidae. The coding region runs from base 16 to 1062 and encodes 348 amino acids. The record is from RefSeq and is a predicted model, not a curated record.